Trichechus manatus latirostris (Florida manatee) is the source of this 5890-nucleotide messenger RNA. It is a transcript of the gene VCL, whose product is annotated as vinculin. The transcript has 21 exons. The record is from RefSeq and is a predicted model, not a curated record. NCBI's taxonomy places the organism in Eukaryota, Metazoa, Chordata, Mammalia, Sirenia, Trichechidae. Gene Ontology annotation, biological process: cell adhesion. The coding region runs from base 775 to 4041 and encodes 1088 amino acids. Gene Ontology annotation, molecular function: structural molecule activity; beta-catenin binding; actin filament binding. Gene Ontology annotation, cellular component: focal adhesion; cell-cell contact zone; actin cytoskeleton.
GUGGGAUUCAGUAAGCAGUGUGAAAAAGUCAGACGGCUUAGCUUGCCUGCCCUGUAGCAUGGUGUAUAAAUUUUUCUUUUCUUCUGUUGAAGUGGCCCAUAGAAAUCUUUCAGUCUCUCAUGUGACCAUUACAGUUGUGCGAGUUUUACUAGUGGGGCUUCAGACACUUUGCCUUCUCUGUUGCAUCUGAGGGCAUGUGUUGUAACUAUUCCUUGGGCUCAUGAAAUAUUUAUUUUGGGAGUUUUUGUGGCCUUGACUUUUAUGAGCCGCACCCAUAUAUCAUACUCUGUUGGGACCAGCUCUGGGAUAAAUGGCGGCAUUGUCUUCACUUUAAACUGAUAAAUGGGAAAGGCUGCUCUUCUAUUAAAAAGAUGUUAGCACUUAAUUUUGUCAUUUGUAAAUGAUCAAUAUUAACAUCAAAUUAUUUUAGCUUUUUUUUUGUUUGAUGUUGGACUUAUUUCAGUUAAAAGAAAUAAUAAUGUUUCAGUGAUAGACCUAUGGUUGAUUUUUUUUUUUCUUAAUACUUUUUUGUAUCUUCUAGUUGUUAAAAUGAACAUAUAAUUACUAUGUUAAGGAAAAAUUAAUAAAGUAAAUAAAUAAUAUUUAUAUAAUCCUUUACAGUUUAUAAAAUACUUCCACAUAUGUAAUCUCCUGGCAGUCCUAUAAAGGUAAGUGUUGCUGUGGUCCCCAUUAUACAGAUGAGGAUACUGCAGUUCAGAGAAAUUAAGUAACCUGCCUGCAGUGCACGGCUAGUAACUAACUGGUGAAGUCUGGAUGCGAACCUGGUCUUCCUACUCUGACUCCUCUGUUUUUUUUCACGCCACCAUUCUAUCUCCACUUAGAGCAGAGUUGUUAACUGUCAGUGGUUUUCCACCUAGAAUCAGAAGCAACAAGACUGCUACUAGUUACAGAGUUUCCAUUUGUCCUGGGCCUGGCAAGGUUACCUGUUUAGAGCCUGGCUUUGGCGUAAUCUGCAUGAAGGGUCUAUACGAGAAGAAUGAUGUGAAGGUUGGAAAAGAGACUGUUCAAACCACCGAGGAUCAGAUUUUGAAGAGAGACAUGCCACCAGCAUUUAUUAAGGUUGAGAAUGCUUGCACCAAGCUUGUUCAGGCAGCCCAGAUGCUUCAGGCAGACCCUUACUCAGUGCCAGCUCGAGAUUAUCUCAUCGAUGGAUCACGAGGCAUCCUCUCUGGCACAUCAGACCUGCUCCUCACCUUCGAUGAGGCUGAGGUUCGUAAAAUUAUUAGAGUAUGCAAAGGAAUUUUGGAAUAUCUUACAGUGGCAGAAGUGGUGGAAACUAUGGAAGAUUUGGUCACUUACACAAAGAAUCUUGGACCAGGAAUGACCAAGAUGGCCAAGAUGAUUGACGAGAGACAGCAGGAGCUCACCCAUCAGGAGCACCGAGUGAUGCUGGUGAACUCAAUGAACACCGUCAAAGAGUUGCUGCCGGUUCUCAUUUCAGCUAUGAAGAUUUUUGUAACAACUAAAAACUCAAAAAACCAAGGAAUAGAAGAAGCCUUGAAAAAUCGCAAUUUUACUGUUGAAAAGAUGAGUGCUGAAAUUAAUGAGAUCAUUCGUGUAUUACAACUCACUUCUUGGGAUGAAGAUGCCUGGGCCAGCAAGGACACUGAAGCUAUGAAGAGAGCAUUGGCCUCCAUAGACUCCAAACUGAACCAGGCCAAAGGUUGGCUCCGUGACCCCAAUGCCUCCCCAGGGGAUGCUGGCGAGCAGGCCAUCAGGCAGAUCUUAGAUGAAGCUGGAAAAGUUGGUGAACUCUGUGCAGGCAAAGAGCGCAGGGAGAUCCUGGGUACCUGCAAAAUGCUGGGGCAGAUGACCGAUCAAGUGGCUGACCUCCGAGCCAGAGGACAAGGAGCCUCACCGGUGGCCAUGCAGAAAGCCCAGCAGGUGUCUCAGGGUCUGGAUGUGCUCACAGCAAAAGUGGAAAACGCAGCCCGUAAGCUGGAAGCCAUGACAAACUCAAAGCAGAGCAUCGCGAAGAAAAUUGAUGCUGCUCAGAAUUGGCUUGCAGAUCCAAAUGGUGGACCAGAAGGAGAAGAACAAAUUCGAGGGGCUUUGGCUGAAGCUCGGAAAAUAGCAGAAUUAUGUGAUGAUCCUAAAGAAAGAGAUGACAUUCUACGUUCACUUGGAGAAAUAUCUGCCCUGACUUCUAAAUUAGCAGAUCUACGAAGACAGGGGAAGGGAGAUGCUCCAGAGGCCCGGGCGCUGGCCAAACAGGUGGCCACGGCCCUGCAGAACCUGCAGACCAAAACCAAUAGGGCUGUGGCCAACAGCAGACCCACCAAAGCAGCUGUCCAUCUUGAGGGCAAGAUUGAGCAAGCCCAGCGGUGGAUUGAUAAUCCCACAGUGGAUGACCGGGGAGUAGGUCAGGCUGCCAUCCGGGGGCUUGUGGCCGAAGGGCAUCGUCUGGCUAAUGUCAUGAUGGGGCCUUAUCGCCAAGAUCUUCUUGCAAAGUGUGACCGAGUGGACCAGCUGACGGCCCAGCUGGCCGACCUGGCUGCCAGAGGGGAAGGAGAGAGUCCUCAGGCGAGAGCACUUGCAUCUCAGCUCCAAGACUCCUUAAAGGAUCUGAAAGCCCAGAUGCAGGAGGCCAUGACUCAGGAGGUGUCGGAUGUUUUCAGUGAUACCACAACUCCCAUCAAGCUGUUGGCAGUGGCAGCCACUGCCCCUCCUGAUGCACCUAAUAGGGAAGAGGUAUUUGAUGAGAGGGCAGCUAACUUUGAAAACCAUUCAGGAAGGCUUGGUGCCACUGCAGAGAAGGCGGCUGCUGUUGGAACUGCUAAUAAAUCCACAGUGGAAGGCAUUCAGGCGUCAGUGAAGACGGCACGAGAACUCACACCCCAGGUUGUCUCGGCUGCUCGCAUCUUACUUAGGAAUCCUGGGAAUCAAGCUGCUUAUGAACAUUUUGAGACUAUGAAGAACCAGUGGAUUGAUAAUGUUGAAAAAAUGACAGGGCUGGUGGACGAAGCCAUUGAUACCAAAUCUCUGUUGGAUGCUUCCGAAGAAGCAAUUAAAAAAGACCUGGACAAGUGUAAAGUGGCCAUGGCCAACAUUCAGCCUCAGAUGCUGGUCGCUGGGGCAACCAGCAUUGCUCGUCGGGCCAACCGGAUCCUGCUGGUGGCCAAGAGGGAGGUGGAGAACUCUGAGGAUCCCAAGUUCCGUGAGGCUGUGAAAGCUGCCUCUGAUGAAUUGAGCAAAACCAUCUCCCCGAUGGUAAUGGAUGCAAAGGCUGUGGCCGGAAACAUUUCUGACCCUGGCCUGCAAAAGAGCUUCCUGGACUCAGGAUAUCGGAUCCUGGGUGCCGUGGCCAAGGUCAGAGAAGCCUUCCAACCUCAGGAGCCUGACUUCCCGCCUCCUCCCCCAGACCUUGAACAGCUCCGUCUAACAGAUGAGCUUGCUCCUCCUAAACCACCACUGCCUGAGGGUGAGGUCCCUCCGCCCAGGCCCCCACCACCAGAGGAGAAGGAUGAAGAGUUCCCUGAGCAGAAAGCUGGGGAGGUGAUUAACCAGCCAAUGAUGAUGGCUGCCAGGCAGCUCCAUGAUGAAGCUCGCAAAUGGUCCAGCAAGGGCAAUGACAUCAUUGCAGCAGCCAAGCGCAUGGCUUUGCUGAUGGCUGAAAUGUCUCGGCUGGUAAGAGGGGGCAGUGGCACCAAGCGGGCACUGAUUCAAUGCGCCAAGGACAUCGCCAAGGCCUCAGAUGAGGUGACUCGGUUGGCCAAGGAGGUUGCCAAGCAGUGCACAGAUAAGCGGAUUAGAACCAACCUCUUACAGGUGUGUGAGCGAAUCCCAACUAUAAGUACCCAGCUCAAAAUCCUGUCCACAGUGAAGGCCACAAUGCUGGGCCGGACGAACAUCAGCGAUGAGGAGUCUGAGCAGGCCACAGAGAUGCUGGUUCACAACGCCCAGAACCUCAUGCAGUCUGUGAAGGAGACUGUGCGGGAAGCAGAAGCAGCUUCAAUUAAAAUUCGAACAGAUGCUGGAUUUACACUGCGCUGGGUUAGAAAGACUCCCUGGUAUCAGUAGGUCCCGGGCCAAACCUGGCUGGCACAGAAACCCCUACUAAACAGAAGGAAAAUUAUGAGUCCCAGGAACUGCCCAGUGUUGCUGGGGGCUUGAAAGCCACAUCCUGGCCUGUCACAUCAGAAAGGAAUGGGGGCCUCUUCACGUUAGAAAACAUUUACUCUUGUCAUGGAGGACAUUUUGAAACUGUCUCCAUAUAAAGCCUGUAUUCUCAAACACAGUUAUAUUUGUGCACACUCUAUCCCAAAAAGCAGACUGGGUCUCCAGCUCACGGACUUCACAUAAGCUUAGAAUCCAAGUGAACGCUAGCUAGGCACCCUUCUCUGUCCUUGUUCCCUAGGGAACAGUUCCCUGAGAGGAACCUUCUCUGCUUCCUAUUCACUGCCUCCAUUCUCCCCUUUAGGCUCCUAAGACCCAGGGCCCAGGCAAGUCAGUUAAGAAGGAAAUCACUGUGCCUCCAAAAAUUGUUUUGGGCUUCCCACAUUGCUGCUGACCCUGCCUGGCUUCCCUGGGCUGUGCUACCUGGGUCCUUUUCAGAAGUGAGCUUCGCUGCUGCAGGGGAAAGUGGCCUCUGGGGGGCCCCCAGUAUAUGGGGCUGGGUUCAUUUUCUGCCCUUCCCCAAUUUAAUCCUUCUAGUUUCCCACAGUACAAAACCAAAUUUCAUUCUGUCUGGAAGACAGAGAUUCACACGGUUCUGUCUUCAGCAUGCCCCAGAGCAACGUCUGUUCCAGGGACACUUCCGGCCCCAUUUCCUGCCCUGGCCUUCCAAGGUAGCUAUCGCAGGAACGCACUGUGUGUCCUGGUGCUCUCUGCCACUGGAGGGGCAGAGUAGCUGGGCCUUGGCCCUGCCCAUCCUCCCAGUGGGGCCACUCCCAGGCGCUCCACGCUAUCACUGCCUGCAGAGGUCUAUGCUGAGGCCUUAUUCAUUCUAAGCUCUUACUGUUCUGAGCUGAAAUGCUGCAUUGAUUUUUAACCAAAUCAUGUCUUCUAUCCUGGCUUUUAUAGUCUUCCCCUAUACCCUACCUAAACAAGGUUUUAAAGAUAUGUAGGUAUUUGUUCAUCUGUAAUAAUAAUAAUUACAGAUGAACAAACACCUACCUUUUUAUCCUUCUGAAAUUCAGCCCUAAGAAUUGGUGCUUGGCCCUCAAGAGUGUAUAAUGGAAAGUCUGAAGGAAACUCCUACCUAAGGGAUAGCAGCUGUAGACUGGAAUUCUGGCACUGCUGGGGAUUUACAUGAUCAAUCAAUGGGAAACACUCCUGAAUUCCUACUCCCCUUCAAUUAACUACAACCAAGCCCCUUGAAUUCCCACCACAAGUAUGUUUGAGAGAGUAAAGGGUAUAAUGUUUAAUUAUCACCAUAAUAAGUUUCCUAUUAGGCAAAGUGAGAGAGAAGUCGAUUUUUCUUUUCUUUUUUGCACUUACCACUGCUGUCUAAGCAUUCCCCAGCACAUGAAAGGAUGUACUUCCAAAGGCAGAACCAGAUGAGUAAAGGAAUAAGAACCCUUGCCUGAAUGGCCUUCCCUCCCACCCCCAGUGUGUGUUAGACCCCAACAUCAAAUGUGUAAAACUUGUCUUAAGUUGGUCUUGCACAUUCUUACUUCUUCUGUUUCCUUUUAAUGGAUGAACAUUAUUUUCACGGUCCUCAGUGUAUCUAUGUAGUUGCUUAUCUGAUAUAAAUGCAAUAUUAAUGCCUUUAAAGUAUGAAUCUAUGCCAAAGAUCACCUUUUGUUUUACUAAAGAUGACUGAGAGGAAAUAAGAAAAAUCACAGUUGCUCUCCAAGUUCUUCCAGUGUUUCAAGUCACUGGUUUACACUUUAUGCCGGAUGUGCUUUUUUGCAAUAUCAGUGCUCAA